This is a messenger RNA of Pollicipes pollicipes, 1407 nucleotides long. RefSeq names its product phospholipase A2 isozymes PA3A/PA3B/PA5-like. Gene Ontology annotation, molecular function: A2-type glycerophospholipase activity. Lineage: Eukaryota; Metazoa; Arthropoda; Thecostraca; Pollicipedomorpha; Pollicipedidae. Gene Ontology annotation, biological process: arachidonate secretion; phospholipid metabolic process. The record is from RefSeq and is a predicted model, not a curated record.
AUGUUGUCAAGGAAGACGCGCCGCGACCUGCGCCUCAUCUUCCCGGGCACCAAGUGGUGCGGCGACGGCACCCAGGCCCUCUCCAUGUCGCACGUCGGAGGCCUGCACACGGUCGACCGCUGCUGUCGCUCCCACGACUAUUGCCCAUACGCCAUACUCGGCCUCUCGGAGAAAUACGGCCUCUUCAACUUUCGCAUCUUUACCAUUUCGCACUGCCGAUGUGACCGGAGAGUACACCGGGGCACCCCAACCCUCAGACACCGGCGCGACAUCCUGGACGUGCUCCGCGUGCCCGGCACCAAGUGGUGCGGCAAGGGCUACACGGCCACUACGUACAACACGCUGGGAGGGUACGCCGGUGCCGACCGCUGCUGCCGGCACCACGAUAAAAAAUGUCCCUACUGGAUCGCUUCCUUCGAGGAGAAGUAUGGCCUCUUCAAUUGGGGUAUCUCCACCAACCACUGCGCUUGUGACGAGAGGUUCCACACAUGCCUAAAGAUGACCGGCUCCGGCGCCGCCAACAUGGUCGGCAAGAUCUUUUUCAACGUCGUCAAGACCAAGUGCUUCGUGCUGAAGAAGCAAGUGGAGUGCGUCAAGAGCAGCUGGUGGGGCAACGAGUGCGAGGAGAAGCGGAUCGUCAAACGAGCAGCUCUGAAGACGGCGCUGGCGUAUUAGCUGGCUCCAGGAAGCUGGAGAGUGGAGAGAGUCGCUAGUCACCGGCCGUGUGCCCAGACGAGUCUGCGCCGCACGCGGCCAGAUCUCUGGGUCGGGACCGAGGAGUCUGCGCCGCGCGCGGCCAGAUAUCGGUCCGGACGGUCGACAGAGCCCGGGCUGUCGCCGACACUGGGCACCACGUUCACCCGACGGACGCGCGGUGGAGAGGCAUUCGGAGUCGUGGCAGCCAGGGAGCCUGGUAACUGGGUCAUAGAGGAGGCCUGGGGUCGCUCAGGUUCUUGGUGGCGGCACCUCUCGACGUGCUGCUGCUACGUAGUCGCGCGCUGGUCCGCAGCGGCCACCGACACUUUAUUCAUGACAUGUUGUUUCUGUGAUAGACCCAUUAUCGCUGGUGGCUUGCCGCUGCGAGGAGUCCGGCUGCAGUGGCCAGCGCAGGGAGGGGGGCGGGCGGCGACGGCGCCGAACCCGCCGAUCCCUCGACGCCGGCAUCCGCACUCUCCGCCAUGUACUCGCGAGCUACCGCCGCGCCGUCUCAGACCGGGUUCUGGUCGAUCCUCACAAGCCCAUUCACCUGCGUUCAUCUAGCUCAUCGCCCAUAUGUGCGGUCGGGACUGUGCUCAGUGAACUGGCCGGCUCCUGGGUCCAUCCGUCGUCGAGACCACUGCGUCAUCCAAUGGUCAGCAUGUUCCAUCUUAUUUUUGUACGAAAACACCAAUACAUUAUGCAAUAUGG